Messenger RNA from Alternaria incomplexa, 999 nucleotides. RefSeq lists its product as uncharacterized. The transcript has 3 exons. Gene Ontology annotation, molecular function: DNA-directed RNA polymerase activity; protein dimerization activity. The record is from RefSeq and is a predicted model, not a curated record. Gene Ontology annotation, biological process: DNA-templated transcription. Gene Ontology annotation, cellular component: RNA polymerase II, core complex. The coding region runs from base 1 to 999 and encodes 332 amino acids. Lineage: Eukaryota; Fungi; Ascomycota; Dothideomycetes; Pleosporales; Pleosporaceae.
AUGGACUACGACCCAGAUGGCGGCGCAAUCAACGUGCGCUUCCUCCAGGCCGACAGCCAGCGCGCCAACUUCAUCGUCCAGAACUUCAAUCUCGAAACCGCAAACUCGCUCCGCCGUGUGAUGCUCGCCGAGAUUCCCACCCUAGCCAUCGACGUCGUAGAAGUGUUCGACAACACAUCCGUCCUCGCUGACGAGUUCGUCUGCCACCGUCUCGGCCUCAUCCCUCUGUGCUCCAAAGGCGUAGAAGAGCUGCUGUACUCGCGCGACUGCGACUGCGAAGGCUACUGCGACAAUUGCGCCGUCGUUCUCACCCUCAACGCGAAAUGCACAGGAAGCGAGAUUAUGAAGGUGUACGCGCGGGAUCUGGUGAUUGAAUCUCGGGCGCCAAACGAAGAGUUGGGGAAGCCGGUCAUCACUGAUUCAGAAGAGACGGGUAGUUGCAUUGUCAAGUUGAGGAGAGGCCAGGCGAUCAACAUGAAGUGCAUUGCGAAGAAGGGUAUUGCAAAGGAACACGCGAAAUGGGCGCCUAGUGCAGCCAUCGGCUUCGAGUACGAUCCGGCGAAUAAGCUGCAUCACUUGGACUACUGGCACGAGGAGGACGCGGACAAGGAGUGGCCCAAGGACGAAGCCCGCAUAAACCUCGACGGCGGACCUCCCAACCCCGACGAGCCCUUCAACUACGACGCUGCCCCAACACGCUUCUUCUACGAUGUCGAAACAGUCGGUGGUCUCGAACCCGACGAAAUCGUUACACAAGGCAUCGCCAUCCUACAACGCAAACUCGCCGAGAUCAUCAAAGAAUUGUCUGGUGGCGUUGGAGGCCCAGAGGACUUUGGCGGUGCGCAGAGUCCAACACUGAACGGUGCUGGAUAUGGUGAUGCGGGCGGAUAUACUCCUGUUGGGGGAGGCGGAUACGGAGGAGCGAGCUCGUGGGGCGGUGCGGCACAAGGAGGAACCACACCAUAUGGAGCUACGCCUUACGGGCAGUCCAAUUGGUAG